Pelmatolapia mariae (spotted tilapia) is the source of this 1249-nucleotide messenger RNA. RefSeq names its product intelectin-like. NCBI's taxonomy places the organism in Eukaryota, Metazoa, Chordata, Actinopteri, Cichliformes, Cichlidae. The coding region runs from base 62 to 1075 and encodes 337 amino acids. The record is from RefSeq and is a predicted model, not a curated record. The transcript has 8 exons. Gene Ontology annotation, molecular function: oligosaccharide binding.
UACCCGAAAACAGCUUCAUUAUUACCAAGACAGCUCCUUCAAGAAGAAACACCGCUAAAAGAUGUUACACAACAUAUUUUUGCUUUUUGUGGGUCUGCUGUCAUUGGAACAUGUGUCCUUUGCAGAGGUUCCUUCUUCACAAAUAGUAAAUAUCACAGAAACAAGAGAGUAUGCUGAGAGGAUGCAAAACUUUACCAGGACAAAUUUUGAGCACUUGGAGAAAGUGAGGAACAGAUCCAUUCGUGUUGCAAGGAGCUGUAAAGAGCUCAGGAACAGAUAUGAUGAACAAGAAGAUGGAGUAUACUACCUGACAACAGGUAAUGGCAUGCUGUACCAGACUUACUGUGACAUGACCACAGCUGGAGGCGGAUGGACGCUGGUGGCGAGCGUCCAUGAGAACAGCAUUUAUGGAAGGUGCACUGUGGGUGAUCGCUGGUCCAGCCAGCAGGGCAACAAUGCUGACCUGCCAGAUGGAGACGGGAACUGGUCCAACAGAAACACCUUUGGAACAGUAGAGAGCGCCACUUCUGAUGACUUUAAGAAUCCAGGUUACUAUGAUAUAACAGCUGAGGACAUGUCUGUGUGGCACAUUCCCAACAACUUCCCGCUGGAGUUCUGGAACCUGGAAGCUGCAGCCGUCCUCCGCUACCACACUGAAAACCGCUUCCUCAGACUGUUUGGAGGAAAUCUCUUUCAGCUCUUCAAGCAAUAUCCAGUGAGAUACAAUGUUGGGUCAUGCGGUGACAGAGGGCCAGCUAUUCGCAUCGUAUAUGACCACGGGGAUGAGGAGUCCACCAGAAUGUUGUAUGGACCCAAUUCAAGAAAGGAGUUUGAACCAGGCUUCAUCACAUUCAGAGCAAUAAACCAUGAACGUGCCGCCAUGGCUAUCUGCUCUGGUGUCAAGCCAACUGUUGGUUACAACACUGAACAUUACUGUAUAGGAGGAGGAGGAUAUUUCCACCCUGACCAGUGUGGGGACUUCCCAUCAUUUGACUACGACAGACUGGGCAGGGAGCAAGGCUGGAGCGCCUCCAGAGAGAUGACCGAGGCUGCUGUCUUACUGUUUUACCGCUGAGAGGAUUUGUGUACAUGUAGCCUCUGACUAAAGUCUGUUCAGCAGUCCCAGCUGUAACCAGAUCAGAUAAAAUUAGGCUCAUUUGUACAAUGUUUAUUAACCACAUGGUUUCUGUAUAUCAGAAACCAAAUGGAAAUUAAGAGAUAAUUAAAAGAGUGAUUUGAAAUUGAACCG